Messenger RNA from Paramecium sonneborni, 1145 nucleotides. The record is from the annotation of a GenBank genome assembly. Lineage: Eukaryota; Ciliophora; Oligohymenophorea; Peniculida; Parameciidae.
UUUAAAUAAAUAAUAAAUGGGCAAAAAAGAAACAAAAGAUAAGAAGCCAGCAUAAUUCAAGUAAUAAUCUUAUUGAUAAUUAUAAUAGAAAGAUAUAUGAAUUGUUAUCAAAAUAUACUUAAGUUAUCAUCGUUGGAUUAGCAAAUGUUGGAUCUAAAUAAGUGUAAGACAUCAGAAGAAUUUUGGCUAAGAGAAAUGCCCUAUUAGUUAUUGGCAAAAAUGUAAUAACACUUUUCUAUUUUAGACUCUCUUCAAAAAAGUAUUAGCUACAAGAGUUUAAGAAUUACCAAAAGAACAUGAAUAUUAUGAUGAAUUGUCUAAAUUUGGUAAUGCAAUUAAAGAAUUGGAUGCCUUGAAAAACUCUGUUGCAGGCAAAGUUGGAUUCAUAUUUACAGAUACACCAGUCUUUGAUCUUAAACCAGUCAUUGAAGAAAACAAAGUUGAAACUCCAGCUAGAGUUGGUGCUGUUGCUCCUAUUGAUGUUGUUAUUCCACCUGGACCAACUGGUAUGGAUCCAGCUUCUAUUCAAUUCUUCCAUGCACUCUAAAUCCCUACCAAAAUUGAAAAAGGUUAAAUCCAAAUCACUAAAGAUUUUGUUGUCUUAAAAUCUGGAUAAAAGGUUGGUUAAUCAUAAGCUGUCUUAUUGUAAAAAUUAGGCAAAAAACCAUUCUUAUAUGGGUAUAUAUUAUAUCUCAUUUUUUAUUAUAGAAUGGAAGUUCUUGCUUGCUAUGACAAUGGAUCUAUCUUAAAUAAAUAAUAAGUAUCAGUUAACUUGAAUGAUAUUGUUACCAAAUUCUAACAAAAUGUUAAAAAUGUAUCUGCUAUUUCAUUAGCAAAUGGUAAUCAUAUUUUUUCUAUUCUUUUUAGGUUGGGUUAAUGAAGCUUCAGCUCCAUAUUUAUUAGCUAAUGCUUUCAAGGAUCUAGCAGCUAUUGGUUUAUAAUCAGGAUUCAUCUUUGAUUAAAUCAAAUAAUCUAAUGCUCCAACAACUGCUGCUCCAGUUUAAGCUAAAGCUGAAGAAAAACCAGCUGCUCAAUAAGCACCAGCUAAAGUUGAAGAACCUGAAGAAGAUGUUGAUAUGGGAGGUUUAUUCGAUUGAUCAUGAAACAAUAGUAUAUUAAUAAUACAUACACAUAAAUAAACAAAC